GAAGAAUAAAGUGAUAGCCAUCGCAAAAUGGUUGGGUUAGGGUUCCAGAAUCAAUUGCAAGAAAUCCUUUCAAUUGUAAAACAUAUGUCGUGGUUCACGGUAACUCAGCUCAAUUUCUUAAUCGUCCUCCUCCUAUUCUUCUGUUUUCGGACGCCGAUCGUGCGAUCAUUGCCGGAUAGUCCAGGAUCUAUCCGGUUACCUUCCGAAGGCUUCACCAACGCCGAUGAGAACGAAGGCGUCUGCGCGCGAUUCACCAAGCCGGCAUCGUGCCCGGUCAAUUGCUUCCGAACGGAGCCCGUGUGCGGCGUCGAUGACGUUACCUAUUGGUGCGGUUGCGCCGAUGCGUUGUGCUCCGGAACUCGCGUAGCGAAAGUAGGAUUUUGCGAGGUUGGGAAUGGAGGUAGCGCCUCGUUUCCUGGUCAAGCUCUGCCUUUGGUUCAUAUUGUUUGGCUCGUCUUGCUUGGAUUUUCUGUAUUGUGUGGUCUAUUCUAAUCAUUCAAAUUAGAGAAUUUUAUGUUUCCUCUCGGCUGCGAUCUGUAUUUCUUACGUCUUCCAUUCGUUUUCCUUAUAUGUAUUACUGUAACCUAAAUUCUUCGGACUAACAUAUCAAUUUGGUUUUC
Molecule: messenger RNA, 620 nt
Organism: Hibiscus syriacus
Lineage: Eukaryota; Viridiplantae; Streptophyta; Magnoliopsida; Malvales; Malvaceae
Exons: 1
Coding region: 28-492 (154 amino acids)
Source: RefSeq, a predicted model, not a curated record